AUUUCAUGGCUGCAGACAGGCUCCUGAUGCUCAGCUCAAGCGAAGCAUCUCUGCAGCAUCGUGUUGGAGAGGAGCUGCCCCACGCUCGGCUCUGGCACCACGGGCAGGGAGACCGCUGAGCUGUCACAGCUUUACCUUUGAAAACUCACAAGCUCCUUCAGUAUUUUGGCCUCUUCUACAAUAAGUUGCUCAUGAAGAAAUUUUAGAUCCUCCUGGGGAAGAAAAAAAAAAAAAAAAGAAGUCCUGAACAAAUCAUUUCCAAGGGGAAGUCCAGUGGCCAGACAAACCCAGCCCUAACGAUGCUGCGUUUCCUGCUGCUGGUGAUGCAAGGAGGUCUGGAGCAGUGAGGAGGUCGAGGCUUGAAAGAAGACAAAAGGUAAAAAAGCAGAAACGGAAUAUUUUCCAUCUCUGGAACAAUGCCGAGGUUCGAGGCUGACACAUCCAUGUGUUUUCCAUCUCUGCGGCGCAAGAAAGGUUUGAGUCUUAACUGCCCUCUUGGGUUUUCAGUCAAGAUUUGUCACUAAUUAAAAUGGGCAGUGGCUGGCGUUGUCCUGUGCACUCUGAAUUUAAAGCAAAGACAGUCAUAGAUUACUUUUCCGAGUGAAGCCCUAGGAAUAACGGGAAGGAAAACGUUAGCAGAAAUUUACAGCACGGCUCAGGGAUCCAAGAACAAUUUCUGCCUCGUGAACUCUCGAUAAAGCAGCGUGUGAGCUCAGCGCAGUUAUCAGUGGGAUUUAUUCUUCCAGCAUCCCUGUGAGCAGGUAGAUCUGCCCAUUCAGCACACGCAGAAUUUCUUCCUUAGCAUCAGACUGACUUCACGCUUGGCUGUUGGGUUUCAUCCUGGUUCCACUUGCAGAGGCUGGGGCCCGCGCUGUGCUUCAUGGCUUUGGAGUGGGGAGGCUUGUAAGCGUUAUGGGAAGAGGAAAUAAUUUAUCUUGAAAUUACCUAUUACAGCCAAACGGGCUGUGCACUCUGCCUCGUGGUGAGCUUUUGGCUUCACGAGCAUUUUGCAAGAAGUGUCAGAAGCACCAGAACGAUUUACGUUUUCCUUCGUGCCGCCGCAAGCUUUUCAACUGAAAUGUUUCACACUCAUCAAUUGACAAUCAAGUGUUUCAAAAUGAACCUGAGCUACAGCAGUGCCAAAGAAGAUGCACUGAAAAAACCAUUUUGAGACAGGGAGGGCUGAGACCAGCUUCUUGUCCUCGGGCGAAACAUUUACUGAUUGCAAAGUUUCCCAAGUCAGGACACCAGUUUUCCUCCCAGCCAUUAGGGUGUCUGAGUAUCCGUCAUCAUCUGGUUUUUUCCACUGAACAGGAAAAACAAGAUUUCAGAAUCGAACCAGGCUGCGAUUUGCAGGUUCGAGUGCAGAAGACAAAGAGGAUAAUUUAUACUUCCAGUUUUAAUCUGUUGCUUUCAGGAUGCUCCUGUCCAUCUUUACAGAGGUGUCAUAAAGGAUGACCAUGGAGGAACAUACUCAGUUUUGCGGCCUCAGGGCAUUCGGUGCAGUACUAAUGCAUCAUCUCAGGCACUAACGAGCGUGUCGGAUCACGGUUGGAAGGAGGAUGGAUGUCCCUCCCGUGUGGGGAUCUGAAUGAUGUGCAGGAGAGGCAGCCUGUGCUCUGGUGAGUCAUGGCCAUAGCAGAGCAAAGCCCAGCUGCUUGUUUGCUGUCUUCUCAAGAAGAUAAACCUGUACAGCUGAAGUCAAAUCCAUCAUCGCCACAGCUGACAAAAUAAGGCAUCAGAUUUGACUUCACCACCACGAGAGUUAUAUUUGCUUCUCCUCUGAAAUCUGGCUCAAAUGAUUCUUUUCUCCAGAUUGACAUGAUCUUGUUAUAAGGAAAUCCUUAUCAGUCCAGCUGGCUCCACUGAAGAUGAGCGCUGUGUUUCUCCUGCUCUUGGUGUCCACUGCGAACGUUGGUGCCGUGCUGGAAAAGGGUCUGCCGAGACGGGAACCGCGGCGCCUCUCAUGCGUGCGAUGCUGCGGGCCUUCAGAGCAGCCCGUCUCCAUCAUCUCCUCACGAUACACAAGGAUGAGCAGCGACCCUGCCUAUUCAGUACCCAAAGUCCAACCCACUAUAGAUAUCACCAUCCUCAAAGGUGAGAAGGGUGAAAUGGGAGAGAAAGGGUACCCUGGAGCCGUUGGGAAGGAAGGAGAAAGAGGGCUGCGUGGCUUUAAUGGACGGAAGGGACAGAAAGGCCAGCCUGGCCCACAAGGCCAUUCCUGCAAGCAGCUCUAUGCUGCUUUCUCAGUGGGUCGGAGAAAACCCCUUCAUAGCUCAGACUACUUCCAGCACGUCACUUUUGACAUCGAGUUCGUAAAUCUCUACAAGCACUUCAACAUGUUCUCGGGGAAGUUCUUCUGCUAUGUGGCAGGAAUUUACUACUUCAGCCUCAACGUCCACACCUGGAACUUCAAGGAGACCUACCUGCACUUGAUGAAGAAUGAGAAAGAGGUGGCCAUCCUCUACACCCAGCCCAGUGAUCGGAGCAUCAUGCAGAGCCAGAGCCUGAUGCUGGAUCUGCAGGAAGGAGAUGAAGUCUGGGUGAGGAUGUUCAAGCGGGAGCGAGAAAACGCCAUCUAUAGUGAGGAGUCUGAUGUUUACAUCAUCUUCAAUGGCCAUUUAAUCAAGCCAGCUGUAGAGUAGCUAUUCAUCAGCUUUAGGCUCAAGGCUUUGGUAGAUAGAUUUGUGUCUUCCCUCUUAGAAACCCAUAUAUCUAGUUCCACUUCAAAGGAUUACAGGCCUCUUGGCCUGCUGACAGGGUUGUCUGUCCAUGCCAAGGACACCUGUGUGGAUGGAGGCGGCUAUUUCAAGGUGAUGCAAGCUACACAAGUACUGAGAAGGCUUCAGCCCUUAUGUGCCCUGGAAAAGACCCCAGUUCUGCAGCCCUGUAUAGAUCCCAGUAACAUCCCUAAAAAGUUUGCCAAGUUGGUAGCAAAAAUUUAACUUCUUUGCUGUGCUUUAUAGAAGACAUUUUAAUUAUAUCUAAGUAUCAUGUUCAGAUACCAGUUAUCUGGGUGCUAGUUAAGGGACGGCAUUACUCCUACAACACUACUUGGGUAUCUUUGCAGUGUUGCUAAUAAGAGCCCACACUUGCCAGCACCUACACCAGGUCUGCUCCACUCAGGUAGGCAAGAACGCACCAGUGUUAAGAACAAUAUUUUGCACAGUACAUUUACCCUAAAUUUUGGGGUUGUUCCAUUUCAUGUAAUAUUACGUUCUGAGAGCAUAAUGCUAGAGUUAGAUAAAUAACAGCAUAUCGAUCUGGCAAAGCUUUUUCAGAGGCACACAGUUUUAAGUACAGCUGUAGCCACAUGCUGUAACUUUGCUAGUCUUCUGUACUGCUAGCAAUACUCACACUGGAACAUCCAGCAUGGCUGGGAAUGUGUAUAUUUCCCAUUUUAAGGAAAAUGGUGGGCCCUGCCUUAGGAUCCAAUUUCAGAGUGCUCAUUGCCAAGCUGGAAUUUGAGGCCAUGCUCCUGUUUGAAAAUUACUGUCUUAUAGCACCCUAAUUUCUGGAAAGUGGAAAAGAAAACUGGAAAGAAAAAAGGUGCUUUACUACAAGCAAUAUUUUAGGGGAUUUGGUUUCUUUUUUCCUAAAAAAAUUAGACAUCACAGUGGAAAGGUACAUGCAUCAGCAAGAAACAUCGUUUUCCCCAGUUCCUCCUUGCCCAUUCCUCCAGUCUCUUGUUUGCAUCCCAAGCCAUUUGUAUGGAUACAUGAAAAGUUCUUGCUAAGCAAACUGCUUCACUGCUGUACCUCACCUAUCCACAGCUGUUUGGAAAAGUAGCUGAAAUAAAAAUAUUGC
Molecule: messenger RNA, 3807 nt
Organism: Grus americana (Whooping crane)
Lineage: Eukaryota; Metazoa; Chordata; Aves; Gruiformes; Gruidae
Gene: C1QTNF8
Product: C1q and TNF related 8
Exons: 5
Coding region: 1872-2645 (257 amino acids)
Molecular function (GO): protein binding
Source: RefSeq, a predicted model, not a curated record